GAGGAGCUGGCCCAGAGUGCGUCGGCGAGGCGGAGCGGAGCGGGUUCCUGCGUCAACAGUGCUUGGACGGAACCGGCCGCGCUCGGGCCCGCCGCCUCACUACCACCAACACCACCUGCACACCGACACCGCAGCCUCCUCUCUCACGGCAGCGCCAUGGCUACGCCUCUCUCCCAGGUGCGCCAGAACUACCACCAGGACUGCGAAGCGGCCGUGAACCGCCAGAUCAACCUGGAGCUCUACGCGUCCUACGUGUACCUCAGCAUGUCCUACUACUUUGACCGGGAUGAUGUGGCUCUGAAAAACUUUGCCAAGUACUUCCUGCACCAGUCCCAUGAGGAACGUGAGCAUGCUGAGAAGCUGAUGAAGCUGCAGAAUCAGCGGGGCGGCCGCAUCUUCUUGCAGGACAUCAAGAAACCAGAUCGUGAUGACUGGGAGAAUGGACUGACUGCAAUGGAGUGUGCCCUGCACCUGGAGAAGAACGUGAACCAGUCGCUGUUGGAGCUGCACAAACUGGCAACUGAAAAGAAUGACCCACAUCUGUGUGACUUCAUUGAAACUCACUACCUGGAUGAGCAGGUGAAGGCCAUCAAGGAGCUGGGUGACCAUGUGACCAACCUGCGGAAGAUGGGGGCACCAAAGUAUGGCAUGGCAGAGUAUCUCUUUGACAAGCACACCCUAGGGCACAGUGACAAUGAGAGCUGAAGUCUUGCCACGAACACCAACCUGGGGGUUUCAGGAAGAUUCCUACUUUACUGUCCAGCAGUGCAUGCAUCUUCAGCUAUCUAGAUAAACAGUUCUCUUACUCUGUACCAAAUAUCAGCCUUCUUUUCUCUUGUGUUUUGUGUAUUGCCUUCCAUCCAAUAAAGUGACUUGGUUCAAAGUG
Messenger RNA from Oxyura jamaicensis (ruddy duck), 886 nucleotides. It is a transcript of the gene FTH1, whose product is annotated as ferritin heavy chain 1. Bases 157 to 705 code for a protein of 182 amino acids. The transcript is spliced from 4 exons. The record is from RefSeq and is a predicted model, not a curated record. Gene Ontology annotation, cellular component: cytoplasm. Lineage: Eukaryota; Metazoa; Chordata; Aves; Anseriformes; Anatidae. Gene Ontology annotation, biological process: intracellular iron ion homeostasis; iron ion transport. Gene Ontology annotation, molecular function: ferrous iron binding; ferric iron binding.